GACCGCGUGGUGGGGUGGGGCUGUGCCACUUUCACCUGCAGCAGCCCGCUCCUCGAUCGAUCUCAGUCUCUGGCGGAACGAGCAUCCAACGUGCAGGCGCCCUGGAAGGGUGCGGAAUCAAAAGGACAGAAGUGGAUUUCGAUACCGGUGAUUGGUGAUAAGUGCGGCAUCGAAUAUCGAACGUCAACACCUGGCCGUCGCGGUGAUCGCAAAAAAAUAAGGGUUGUUCCCAGGAAGACAGGAAGAGCUUAAGGGAACGACCAAGCGAUGGUCAGGCUGUGAGAUUGAACUUGUAGUUAGUUCGUGGCCGAACUGAAUACAGGAUGCGAGCGAAGCGUCUGGUUGCGGGGACGGCCGUCGUCCUACAGCUCGUGUUUCUACUCGGGACGCCGCCUCUAAGCGUCGCGGCGCCUAGCCCACAGGAGUCCCUGUUUGAAUUCCCGGUGCAGCUCGUCGGAUUUCCGGUCAUUAUCCUGGCUGUGAGGUUGACAAAUUUCGUGAAGAAACUUGCUUAUUCCCUGAACCCACGAACUUACACGAGCAGAACACGACGCAGCUUGGCGUUCAAGGAGCCGCCACUGGACGUCGCGGCGGUGGAAAAGAGGCUCGUUGCAGAAAUGGGGGAACACGUGUGCGUGUUCGAACAAGUGUGCCAUCAGUACGCGGAACACGCAAGGACAAAGCGGGGCUCGAACCACGUCCUGGACUGGGACCAAGUGAUCAAAGGAUAUGAAGGAUUUCCUACGAACGACAAGCGGAAUUACCUGCUCAGCGUGUUCCUUGGGGACAUUGUUGCUUCCCCGGGGCUGUGCCACCAGCUGGCCAAGAGAGGUCGAGGCUGCACGAGGAUUCCUCCAGCAAGACAACCAGAUCACGUGGCACGAGAUAAUUCACAUUAACAGAACAUUAAAGCAGACGAGUGAUUGACACAACACACUAAUGUUUUCAAACGCUGUUAAAGUACUGAACUUAAUCUGCCCAGCCUUCUAUUCAGUGCAUCUUUCCUCGGGAGUAAAACGACUGGAGAGUGAGGAUUAACACUCACCUCCAUUUAGUUGUGAGAUUAAGAAUGUGUGGUGUUUUACCUCCACUCCCCUACAUGUCUGCAUGGCGUGGUCCUUAAUGAAGAAGUAUCAGGGACAAUUUUACCUGAAUCUCCCGAUAUAAGUCAAAUCAUUGUCAUUGUUUAUUAAUGUUUCUUUACGUUAAACAAUCAUUUCAACUGUCAUCUUAAGGCAAUGUAAUUCUUUUAAUUGUUUGCUUAAGGUUAUUAAAAAUUUUAAAACAUA
Zootermopsis nevadensis is the source of this 1289-nucleotide messenger RNA. RefSeq lists its product as uncharacterized. NCBI's taxonomy places the organism in Eukaryota, Metazoa, Arthropoda, Insecta, Blattodea, Termopsidae. The record is from RefSeq and is a predicted model, not a curated record.